Molecule: messenger RNA, 2158 nt
Organism: Cataglyphis hispanica
Lineage: Eukaryota; Metazoa; Arthropoda; Insecta; Hymenoptera; Formicidae
Gene: Srp14
Product: signal recognition particle 14 kDa protein
Exons: 4
Coding region: 140-466 (108 amino acids)
Biological process (GO): SRP-dependent cotranslational protein targeting to membrane
Cellular component (GO): signal recognition particle, endoplasmic reticulum targeting
Molecular function (GO): 7S RNA binding; endoplasmic reticulum signal sequence receptor activity
Source: RefSeq, a predicted model, not a curated record
CUUCUAAGAAUUUCGCGUAGUCAAUGGUUCUGUCAUAUAGGCAAGAAUUGCGGCUGCAUUUUCUAACCUCUCGUCUAAUCACUUUUAGGCGAUUGCUUUCAACAGCUUUUGACAUUUAACAUAUGCUACCAUCGUCAGAAUGGUACUGUUGGAGAAUGAUGCGUUCUUAGCGGAGCUAACCAAACUCUUUGAGAAAUCGCGUCUGUCUGGUGCAGUGUCACUCACUAUUAAGAGAUUUAAUGGACAUAAUAAACCUGUGCCCAGGAAAGGCAGGCCUCCUCUACCGACUCCAACAGAGUAUCUUUGUCUAGUUCGUGCAUCUUUUCGCAAUAAGAAAAUCUCUACUGUUAUUCAUUCCAAAGAUGUAAACAAAUUCCAGCAGGCAUAUUGGACUCUCUUAAAGACAAAUAUAAGUGGACUGAAAAAGCUGAAGAAGGCAAAAUCAACAAAGCCAAAGGUUCACUGACCCAACGAGGACUAACUGCAUAGCAGUUGUUCAUUUCUUUGUUAUUAAAACUUUUUUAUAUACUGUGUUCGCCAUAUAUUGACGUUUGUCUAUUGCAUAAACCAAGGAGAAAGGUGCAUUUUGUGCAACAUUUUGUAUAGACUAAUGUAUAAAAGGUAAAUAAUAUGUUAUGAAGCACAUACACACAGCCGCAUUUUAUAAAUGCGCAUUUUCAUAAACUUGUGCAAUUAUAAUAAAGCAAUAUUCAAAUAUUCGAGACAACUAUUCGAUUAAAAUUCAAGACAGAUAACCGGGAAAGAAAUAUUUAACAAUUAUCGCGGCAUCAAAUUUGAACGGAGUUUUAAAUAAAAUUACUUUUAUUGAUCUAUUUGAUAUAUAAAUUUGAGUUUGAUACAUAAAUUCAGGAGAUAACGUUUUUCAUAUACAUUUUAUUACUAUAUCUUUUUCUUUAAUUUUUUUGUUGGAUUAUAUAUGUGAAGAUAUCUAUAUAUAAUAAGAAAAUAAUACUUCUUUUUAUAAAAUUUAAAUAUCUUCAGAUAUAAAAAGGAACGUAUCAUCUUUUAUAUAUUUUUAUCACUCUCCCUGUAUUGGAAAAAUUUCGAAGAUACUAAAUUUCAAUGCUAUAUUGUCUUCCAAACAAUGGAACCAGUGACUUGAAUAAUACUUCGAAAUAUAUCACUCUUCUAAUCGUUUGUCGCACAAAUAUUGUUUUGAAUGAUGCGAAAUAAUCUUUGUCUCCGUUCCACAAGAUUUAUGGUGCUAGACUUUUAGUUGCAAAAAUAUCUGAUCGAUUUAUCGCAUGUCUCUCCGGUCAUCUAAAUAAAUCUUUUUUUCGAGCAGUAAUCCGCAACUGCGAUUACCUAAUCGUUACAUAUGCAAGCAGUUUAUUUCGAUAGUGCCGAGAAUUACAUUUUACUUGUUUUGUUAAAACGAAGAGAAUUGCUGUAAUUUGCAUCUGUGUAUUAGAUUCAUUGCGUUUCGGAAUUUGGUUUCUGUUAUUCUUGAAAUAAACAAUUUGCAUCGAGUAUUUCGUCGCAAAUCUCAAAAUCGUGCAUCUUAAAAUGCCUGUUAAAGUAACAUUAUCGAUAAAAAUUGCCGUAUGAUGUUCUUAUUUGACAAUAAUGUCAAAUGGGAAAAGAAAGUUCGAAAGAAUACAUUAAUAUUGUUUUGAUACGGUCAGUACGAUUUUAUUUUUCCUCCACGAAUCAUGUUUUUCUCAUCUCAAAGUAAUCUGACGAUCUGUGCGCGGCAUUAUAUAUUCUACAAGUAAACUUUGGCACUGAAUCUGAACGAGGACCAUUGUGCAAAAUCCUGGAGGAUUGCCAAUUUAAUAUCUGAUGUGUGUAACAUGAAUUUAUUAUUGUAUACAUUACAGCCGCGAAUAAACAAUCGCGAGUGAAUCGCGUCGUCUUCAUGAAUCUCCUCCAUUGCGCUUUCGUUAUUGGAAAAUUAUGCGAAUUGGAGAGCAAGAAAUUUUGAUUGUAACAGAGUUAAGGAAUUUGAUUCUUCUUUCUAAAAAUAUAGCCAUAGUGCUACAAAUUUUCAGCUUGGAGCACCAAUUACUAAAUUGAUAUUGAAGAAUAUAUUUUCCUUCACGUUUCCUCGCAAUGUUUUCCACAGAUAUUGAAAAAAAAUGUGUUAUUUGUAAGAAAUGAGAAGUUUUAUGCAACAUAUAAAUAACAGAUGACAUGA